AGCUAGAGGGGUACCUUAGUCCACGCUGCGAGGAGGAGGAUAGCGAUUGGCUUUACGAUGGCCCACUCAUCUUCUUCCACGUGGUCGAGAUGCACUACCCUUGCAGGGUUUACAGACAGUUCGGGAGGCUGCAGGGGAUUCCACCGCUGUAUUCCACAAACGCUGAGCUGCAUAGGAUUGAUCGUAGGUUUCGGUCCACGCAAAAGGAUUGGGCGGUCAGGCACGAUGCACAUUUGCAGACUUGGUAUCACAGGCAGGUUCCCCUCGUCAACUCACUACCACCGCACGACCCGACCAGAUGGAUGGAGUACCUACAGUGGCUGCACCGGAGUACGAGGACUCAUAUCAUGGUCCCGUACACCAACACCCCUGCAGAUGAGGGUGGUGAGGAUGACAUCGCCGAUGCGUUCGACGAGGCGCAAAGGGUUGACAAACAGGUUCUUAGGGCCCCCUUAAAUAGAUAUGUGGUAAGUACCUUGGACUUUCAUGUAUUAUUUGAUGUUUAUGGCACAACAGUUGUCCAAAUGAUCGAGUUAAUGUUGUGUGUGAUGUUGUAGUCACAACAGUUGU
Sorghum bicolor (sorghum) is the source of this 570-nucleotide messenger RNA. RefSeq names its product serine/threonine-protein phosphatase 7 long form homolog. NCBI's taxonomy places the organism in Eukaryota, Viridiplantae, Streptophyta, Magnoliopsida, Poales, Poaceae. The record is from RefSeq and is a predicted model, not a curated record. The transcript is spliced from 2 exons. The coding region runs from base 90 to 557 and encodes 155 amino acids.